UCGGAUAUCGCUAGGGAGUUAGCUCCGAGACUAGAGCGGUUCCUGCGGAUUUCGAGACUGGGAACAGCUGGGGAAGGUCCGCGAAAGGCGCGACGACGCCAGGCUCGCCGUUAUCCCCGCACGGUCUAGGAGAAAAAAAAAGCCUAGUGACUUCGCGCCGCGACUCCUCGACGCGUUCGCGGGACGGCCCCCUCGGCGCUCCUGCGACAUGCAGAGGAAGGACCUGGAUGGGUUGUUGGCCGUCAACGAGACGGUCCUGCGCGCAAACCUCCUCAAGGGGCCCCGGCUCACGCCGACGGGGAAAAUCAGCCACGCGAAGACCCGCGUCUAUACUCAGCGCUACCGAAAGGAAUGGGAACUCAUGCUCGACUUCAAAGGCUGGCUGACUUCUGUUCCGCUGCAGCCUACUCGUGCUUAUUGUACAUACUGUAAAAAGGAUUUACAUGCGCACCGACUCUCCUUGCUGAAACACACUUGCACCAUGAAGCAUCAGAGGUCUGCCUUGAUGCAUCAGAACGAGAUGAAUGCUUUGAAGGCAAAGCAAGAAAUGUCCAAGGUCGAGGCGAGUAUGGGUGAACAUGAUGAGAACGAAGGUCAUAUGGUUAUAUCUGGCAAAGAGGGAGAUGAGGACAAUGACGACGACAUAGAAUACGUCGUCGAGAGACUGGAUGUCGACGACGAAGAGAUAGAAGAAAUUCAGAGGAAGCACAAAGAGGAACAGGUGACCGAGGAGGAGGAAGAAGAGGAGGAAAUGCUUAGGCCAUCGGAGGAUGAAGAUAUUAAACCAUCCAUUCAAAGUAUUAAGGAAGAGAGAUGCCGAGACACAUUAGCCGAAGCUAUGGCUCACGUACAAGGGGAGUAUCUUGAGGAAACGGAUGACCAAAUGAACGUAGAACUUGUAGAAAUGGUCGUUGAAUCGACUCAAGCCAAUCAAGACCUCAUCCCCGAAGAGAGGAACGACCAUACCGACAUGGUAGUAGAAGAGGAAGAAGAAGAAGAAGAAGAGGACGAUAGGCUCGAACAACACGAGAUAUCUCUAGGAAAAAAGGAAAGCGAUGAUCAUGAAAAAUCCUUUGAGGACGUUGAAUCGAGCGAACAGGAGACGAACAUUUAUCAAUCCGUGGGGAAGACAAACACAUCCUUUAAAGUGAAUCCUGUGAACCAACAGCAAGGACUCCCUAUCUCUAUGACAUCUCUAUCAAACAAGACCAUUACGUUGACUUCUGUCGGUAAAACCUUGACACUGGCCGGAGGCAAGCUCACCCCAGGAGCUCAAUACGUUCUCGGUAAAAUGAAGGGAAAAAUGCCGACUCUUGUGAUGGCCAACCGGAAGCCGAUCACCGUUGUCAACCUAGCCGAUGUCUCACCAAAGGCUGCCCCGGUAAAGAUCGUCCAGCAACCGGUCACAACCGGACCCAUCCAACAAUCCUCCAAGAAGCAUUACUACACCGAACGGACAUUGCAACGACCUCGGCGACCCGACCAAGUGGAACUUCACGGCCGGGCGUUACAAGAUCCACUUCGACGUCGACAAGUAUUUCACUCUGAGGAGAAUAGAAACGAUGUACCCGUUCAUAGAAAUAGUCUUCGACGUAAAGAACCCGACCAAUCACUACCACAUGCCCGUCUUAUUGAGUCCCUUCGGCUACACGACAUAUCGUGGUUCGGACUGGUGAGCUUUCGGAGCUGGCCUAAUCGUAACUCCUACCCUACCUUUAUUAUCGUUAAGGUGAAUUUUAUAAAUCUGCCCUGCCUCUCGUUAGAACGUAAGGAUCAGCAUAAGCUCAUAAGCAUGCCCAGAAUCGUAGAUACAUUAUGUAUUGUACAAAUACUACAUUAACUUAGAAGACGUCAUCUAGAGACGUCGGGUACAUAUUUUUGUGAAUUACGCAUUGCCUUAAUAAAAUAACUAAAAUCGACGACUCUCCACAAUUUCACGAGAUACGGGGUAGUUCUAUGCGAAUGUGUACCGAAGAAAUUCGAUGCCGAUCUCCGUUCGAUCGAUUCGAUCCAUUAAUGCGAGUUAGAAAAUAGGCAGAGGACCGGGGCAUGGGAUUCCUGGCGAGAAAAAAAAAAA
Molecule: messenger RNA, 2077 nt
Organism: Orussus abietinus
Lineage: Eukaryota; Metazoa; Arthropoda; Insecta; Hymenoptera; Orussidae
Product: probable serine/threonine-protein kinase kinX
Exons: 6
Coding region: 209-1840 (543 amino acids)
Biological process (GO): purine nucleobase metabolic process
Molecular function (GO): hydroxyisourate hydrolase activity
Source: RefSeq, a predicted model, not a curated record